Molecule: messenger RNA, 1587 nt
Organism: Archocentrus centrarchus (flier cichlid)
Lineage: Eukaryota; Metazoa; Chordata; Actinopteri; Cichliformes; Cichlidae
Product: V-set and immunoglobulin domain-containing protein 10-like 2
Exons: 6
Source: RefSeq, a predicted model, not a curated record
AUGCAUGCCUUUGUUUUCUCCCCUCCUCCAGUUGUGCAGAUCUAUCAUAAAGGUGAGGUGGUGUACCAGGACACCAGUGUGUAUGGUGUGGUGGACAAACCUGUGAUCCUGGAGUGUGGUACCACCGUACCUGACAUAUAUAUAUGGAGCUUCACCAAACCUGGUACCGAAGCCAUAAGGGCUGUGGUUUAUAAUGUAGGGCAAGGAACAAGGACCCAGAAUCUAGCUGAGACACUCGGGAAACCAACAGUCAUCUCAAACAAUUCAGCUUUGAGGAUUGAGACACUGCCUCUGGCUGCUCAUGGCUUAUUCACCUGCCAGGCCUUUUAUGACAUAGGGCAGGAGGCCAAAGUCUACUACUACUAUGUGCAUCUGAUUGUCCAAGUGCCUGUCAGUAAGCCUUAUGUCCUGAUGAGCGACACUUCUCCAGUGGAAGGAUCUGCAAUGUGGAUGCACUGCAGUGUAGAAAAUGGGACCAACCCCAUCCUUUACAUGUGGCAACAUGAAACCCUGAGUGGCAAUAUCACAACCUUCGCUCAGGGCAACAGCAGUAUUAUCAACAUGAUCUCUGUCAACCGCAGCCACACCGGAUGGUACAGCUGUGUGGCCAGCAACGCCGUGAACAACAAGAGCUCCGACCGCUUAUGGCUGGACAUCAUCUAUGGCCCAGACAUUCCUCGGAUAGACGUGACUUCGUACAAUAGAACAGAGUGGGGUUACUCAGCUCUGGAGACACAGACUGUAUCUUUGCUGUGUCAGGCUAAGUCCAAUCCAGCCAGUCAGUAUGUCUGGUUCUACAACAGCUCCCAGGUCUACACUGGGCCACAGUACAACAUCACCAAGAUCCUCCGAAGACACUCUGGCAAUUAUACAUGUUUGGCACAGAACACCUACCUCAACACCAGCUCCAUCAAAACCAUCAGCCUGAUCGUCUACUAUCCACCUGAUGGCUCCCCUUCCUGUUCUGUUGAGCCAGCUCUGAAUCACACCUCUCUGAGGCUGCUGUGCUCCUGGCCUGGUGGAUUCCCCUCCCCUCCCCUCCACUGGACUGGAGACCUGAUACAUGCAGGACAAAGUCAGGGCAACACAGGACAGCAAACCAGUUCAGCCUCCAGCACUGCCAUCUUGCUGCCCUCUGGAGGCCUGACUUCCAAUAACAGCUUGUUUACAUGCACGGGCACCCAUCCUGCCCUGAAACAGUCAACACAAUGCAGCACACUCACAUAUAUUCCCCCUGCAGAGCCAGUGUGCUUUGCCUCUGUGACUAAUGACAAACAGUAUUUGAUGAUGAACUGCUCCUGGGAAGGAGGGGUCCCAAAAGCCUUGGUGUGGUGGGAGGGCCCCACAGGCCAGGGCAAAGGUGGAGAAGAAACCUCCAACACCUUGAUCCUUCGCUAUGACACUGUACACUUUGGGAAACCUUACACCUGCCAUGCUAAACAUCCACUUUUGCUCCAAACCAAGAACUGCAGCCUCACACUGGGUCAGGUGUUGCAGUGCAGAGUCAUGUCUGUAUAUAAAGGAAGUGAUGUGGAGCUCUCCUAGAAUCUGAGAACCAAUUAUCUAUUUUUCAAUGAACUAAUGUGA